GUAGCCAUUCUCUUCCACGUUUGGCGCCCGACGGACGAAGCAAAUUAAACCGACUUUUUUUUCAUUUUAUUGAUACAAUAAUUUAGAUUUCAUUAUGGUAGCAGAUAAAGUUGAUAUGUCUUUAGACGACAUUAUUUCAAGUAAUAAAAGGGGUAGAGGUAGAGGAGGACGUGGUGGUGGAAGAGGUCGUGGAAGUGGAAGGAGUAGAGGUUUUUCAAAUAACCGCCGUGGUGGUCGUGGUGCCGGAGGCCCAAUUCGACGUGAUAGCAAUCGUGGAGGAAACCGAAGUGCACCAUACACUCGUCCCAGAAAUGUUCCUGACAAGUGGGAACAUGACAUGUAUGAUGGUGCAGGCAGCCGCGCUAGUGGUGGUAGACGAUCUGAAGGACUUACAACUGGAGCUCAUCUACAAAUUUCAAAUCUCGAUUUUGGUGUAACAGAAUCUGAUAUAAAGGAACUAUUCAGCGAAUUUGGUAAGUUGAAAAAGGCAACAAUCAAUUAUGAUGAAUCUGGAAGAUCCCACGGUACAGCAGAUGUUGUUUUUGAACGUAAACCUGAUGCCCUAAAGGCCUUCAAUACAUACAAUGGAGUGCCUUUAGAUGGAAGGGCUAUGAAAAUUGAGAUGGUCACUGCUGCAGUGACAUCACUGAACUCCACAAUGAGUUCUGGAAGGAGAGGAUCAUCACGUGGUUUCAGCAGCAACCGUUCUGGUGGUUUAAGAUCGGGUGGUAAUUUCCAAAGUUCAAGAGGGCGAAGUAGUCGUGGUGGACAACGUGGAAGGGGAGGAAGAGGUCGCGGACGAGGUCGUGAUCGACGUCAACCUCCUUCCAAAGAAGAUCUUGAUAAGGAAUUAGACAGUUACAUUGAACAUAACGAUUAAACCUGCUAAGUCAAAGAGAAGAUUGUAAAUAUGCACACAGCUUGGCUGUUAAAUCUGUGUAACAUCAAAUUGUUAAUGUAUGAAAGCCGCGAUGGUGAAGAAUAUAAUGAACUUGUUUGUGGCACAUCUUUUAUUUUUAACUGAAUGUUAAAUUUUAUUUUGUUUGCGACGUCAGCAUUUUAUUGAGCUUUUACGAAAACGAAUUGUAUUUUUUAUACUGUGUUCAAGAAAAUACGAGCUUUUAUUUAA
Hydractinia symbiolongicarpus is the source of this 1129-nucleotide messenger RNA. Its product is annotated as THO complex subunit 4-like. Bases 95 to 880 code for a protein of 261 amino acids. The transcript is spliced from 6 exons. Gene Ontology annotation, cellular component: nucleus. The record is from RefSeq and is a predicted model, not a curated record. Gene Ontology annotation, biological process: mRNA export from nucleus. Lineage: Eukaryota; Metazoa; Cnidaria; Hydrozoa; Anthoathecata; Hydractiniidae. Gene Ontology annotation, molecular function: mRNA binding.